Molecule: messenger RNA, 1429 nt
Organism: Catharus ustulatus (Swainson's thrush)
Lineage: Eukaryota; Metazoa; Chordata; Aves; Passeriformes; Turdidae
Gene: DUSP23
Product: dual specificity phosphatase 23
Exons: 4
Coding region: 856-1335 (159 amino acids)
Biological process (GO): protein dephosphorylation; cilium assembly
Molecular function (GO): protein tyrosine/serine/threonine phosphatase activity
Source: RefSeq, a predicted model, not a curated record
ACGGGCCCGCGGGGGCUGAACGGGGAUCCCGGGGGAUCUGAACUGGGGGACCCGGUUACACUGCCCUGGGGGAUGGGUCUGGGGUCCUGAUAUGAGGGGUCUCAAUUAGGGGGGUCUGAAUUUGGGGUCUGGGGGGGAACUGGGGGUCCUGACAUGAGGGGUCUCAAUUGGGGGGUGUGAGUUUGGUGUUUGGGGAUUUAUUUGGGUGUCCUGGCCGGGUGCUGCAGGAGAGUUUGGGCUACCCUGGCCACGUUCUCCAGGUGUGGUUUUGGGGGUCCCAGGAGUCCUGAAAUGGGGGGUCUGAGAUAGAGGGUCUGGACUGGGGAGUCUGGGGGUCCUGGGGAGCUGGACAGGUUCUCCAGGGGGUUGGUUUUGGGGGGCCAGGGUUUCUGAUGGACAGGAUCUGAGCUGGGGCUCUGGGGGCUGUAUUUAGGAGUCCCAAGGGUCCUGGCUGGGGGUUUUUGGGUGUACUGGGGCUCCUGGAGGCGUGCUGGGUUCUCCAGGGAUAUGGUAUUAGGGGGUCUGGGGUCCUGAGAUGGGGAGUCUGACCUUGUGGGUCAUGGGGGCCUGGUCAGGAGGUGCCAGGGGACUGAACUGGGGGUCCCAGGGGGACUGGCCAUGUUCUCUGGGGUGGGGGGGGUGUAUUGGGGGUCCUGGGGAUCCUGAAGGCUUGGCCAUAUUUACUGGGGAUGGGUGUUGGGGGUCCUGGGAGCCUGAACUGGAGGUCCUGGGGGUCUCUGGGGACCUGAUUUGGGAGCCUGGCCACAUUCUUCUGGGGGUCCUGUGGGACUACCUGUGGGCUCUGACAUGGUCCUGGGGAUCCUGGCCAGGGGAUCCCAGGGAAUCUGAACUACAAUGGGUGCAUCUAAGCCCCCCAACUUCUCGUGGGUGGUCGAGGGCCGGCUGGCGGGGCUGGCGAUGCCGCGGGAGCCGGGGCACUACCGGUACCUGCGGGAGCACGGAGUGCGGCACCUCGUGUCCCUGACCGAGCGGGCCCCGCCCCACCACGGCUGCUGUCCCCAAAUCCAGCUCCACCGGCUCCGAGUGCCCGACUUCACCCCCCCGAGCCCCGAGCAGAUCCAGAGCUUCCUGCAGAUCGUGGAGGAGGCCAAUGGCCGCGGGGAGGCUGUGGCAGUUCACUGCAUGCUGGGCCACGGCCGGACAGGCACCCUGCUGGCCUGUUACCUGUGCAAGGAGCGGCACCUGGCCGCCGGUGACGCCAUCCGCGAGAUCCGGCGCCUCCGGCCCGGCUCCAUCGAGACUGCGGAGCAGGAGCAGGCUGUGAUCCGCUUCUGCCAGUGCCUGCACACUGGGGAGCGUGGUGAGGAGACCUGAGCACGUGGAUGGGAUCCAUGGAAUUGGGCACCCUGAAGUGCUGGGAGUUCCCAGCCCCAUGUCUGUCCCUCCUGCAUUAAAGGACUGGCCUGUG